GCGCAAGUUAGGGUUAGAGAGAGAAAAAAAUCGCUGAAUUUUGAGAAGAAAUUGAGAGAUUUCGCCCCCAAUUUUUAGUAAUCUAGUGAUUAUUGAGGAGUUUUGCUCGAUUCAGAAGGUCACUCGAUGUGGAAAUUUUGUUAAUAAUUCGAUGGAACUAUAAAAGGGGUUUUUUAAACCCUAAUUGUUUCAUUUCAACGAUUCAGGCAAAAAAGUUACCAGAUUAUUUCACUAAUGGAGGGCAUUACAUUAACUACACAAAUGGAAUUCCAUAAUCCCCACGAAGAAGAGGAGGAAGUAGAACCCAUGAUAUCAAUCCAAUCCCAACAAUCUCAAUUAGAUGAACGUGAUAUCGCCAUUGAAUCAAUGGCACAGAGCUCUGAUACCCAACAACCCCAUAUGGAUGGGCAUGAGGUCAUGAUUGAAUCAGUGGCUCGCAAGUCUGGGUCAAUGGCCGAGGGGCCAAUGGAGGAAUCGGGGAACCUGAAAAUUUCUGGUGAAAUUCAAGAACCCAUACUUGGGUUGGAGUUUGAGUCUCCAGAUGCUGCCCGGGCGUUUUACUCCGCUUAUGCUGAGCAGGCUGGUUUCAGGGUUCGGAAUAGCAAGUCGUUCACUUCGAGAGUUGAUGACACUGUGAUUAUGCGGAGGUUUGUGUGUUCGAAGCAGGGGAGGCCUACAAAGAAGGACCCCUUUGAUCUCACGAAGAAGAGGAGGAACCGUGUUUCAUCACGGGAGGGUUGCAAAGCCAUGAUGCAGGUCAAUCGCCGUGAGAAUGGCAGGUGGUCUAUAUCAAGGUGUGUUCUCGAACACUGCCAUCCUCUAGGAAUUGCUUCGAAACCCUCCCUUUCUGCACAAAAGAAGCUAGCCAAGAAACCUUGGGAACUAAUUCGCCCAGCUUCUACUACAGAGUCACAGCAAAACGGGCUUGGGCCAGGGGGAGGUGUAGCUCAAAGUCUCCUGGAGUAUUUCAAGAAAAUGCAGGCAGAGAAUCCUGCCUUCUUUUAUGCAAUUCAACUUGAUAGAAACAAUUGUGUAGCAAAUGUGUUCUGGGCUGAUGCUAAAGCAAGGAUGGCUUAUAGCUACUUUGGAGAUGCAGUCACAUUUGACAUGACUUGUAAAAAGAAUAAGAGGGUUGUGCCAUUUGCUACUUUCACGGGUGUCAAUCAUCAUAGACAGGUUAUAGUGUUGGGAUGCGCUUUCAUGACUGAUGAAAGUGAAGCUUCUUUCACUUGGUUGUUUGAAACAUGGCUUGCCUUGAUGAGUGGCCGCCGACCAGUUUCACUUGUAACGGCAUGGGAUGAUGCCAUGGCUAUGGCCGCUGCAAAUGUGUUCCCUAAUGUUCGUCAUCGGUUUUGCAAGAGAGAUAUAUUUAACAAAUGCAAGGAUAAGUUAUCUAAUGUCUAUGCAUCACAUCCUUCAUUUAAAGGCGAGUUCAAGAAAUGUGUGAAUGAGCCUGAAAGCAUUGAGGAAUUUGAGUCGAGAUGGAAGCGUCUAAUAGAGAGGUACAAUUUAGAGGAUGAUAUGUGGUUGCUGUUGCUAUAUGAUAUAAGAGAAAAGUGGGUUCCAACGUAUUUUAAAGGCACAUUUUUUGCAGAAAUGCCUGGUGCACAGAAAUUGGAAACAACUUACAAGUUCUUUCAAAGGAACUCCAUUACAACGACGACCUUGCGUGACCUCGUAACCCAGUUUGAUAAGGCCAUGGCAGGGCAGCACGAAAAGGAAGUCCAAGCAGAUUUUGCUACAAUUAGUGCUCGACCGGUUUUGAAGACUCCAUCUCCUAUGGAGAAACAAGCAUCGGAAAUAUACACAAGGACGAUAUUUGACUUGUUUCAGGAGGAACUCGUCGAGGCUUCCAGCUUCUUGAUGGACAAAAUUGAGGAUGGGGUGAUUAGCAAAUUCCGUGUGGGAAAAGCUGCUGAUUCCAGUAGAGAAUACAUUGUAACUUAUAGUGCUACUGAGAAAAGGAUAAGUUGUACUUGCGGCUUGUUUGAGUUCUUUGGUAUCUUAUGUAGGCAUGCUUUCAGAGUCUCUUUGGUAGUCGGUAUUGUCACACUUCCUGACGAGUACAUCUUGAGGCGGUGGACCCGAAAUGCCAAAGAUAACAUAUUAUCCUAUGAACAUUGCACUGCGUUUCAAAGCAAUUGUUUAAAAGCCUUGAAUUGGCGGUGCAAUGAUCUCUGUCGUGAUGCCAUUAGAUUUGCAGAAGAAGGGGCGACAUCUGCAGUGAUAUAUAAAGUCGCAAAGGGGGCACUGCAGAAUGCUUUCAACGAAAUCUUUGCUGCAAAAAGAGGUUCAUCAUUCAACAGAAAUAGGUAAGGGAGGCCAUUAGUUCCGAAUAAUAUCUUCAAGAACACUCUGCGGUGCACCAGCAGCUAUUGAGUUAUUUUUUCAGAUACAGCUGAAACCACUUACAGGUCCGCGAAGCAGCAACUAAGCUACGCUCUCACUCUGGCUGAUGGGACUGACCCUUUGGCAUAUUCCAAAAGAGCGUGAAGUAUAACAAUGAAUCAACACCUCAAGCAAGGGAUAUUGAUAUAUCAAUUUUUGGAUGCUUGUUUGUAUCUAUUCUUAUCAGAGAAAUGCUUGUACCCUUCAAGAAAAUACAGGAAAAUGCUGCAUUUUUGUCAAAGUUUUGUGAAGCUCAGCACCUCUCUCUUCAUUGUAACAUGUAUAGAAGAGUAGAGCUCCUGAUCUCAUUCCUUGUUGUUUGAUAUGUCCAUCUUGUGUAAGAAUUGCAACUCAGUUCAUAUGUUUUUGAAAUUUACACAAGUUUGUUGAAUCCUAUCACUCGUAUCAUAUUUUUAUUAGUUGAUAUUCAACUUUUUAGAUGAA
Messenger RNA from Asparagus officinalis (garden asparagus), 2832 nucleotides. RefSeq names its product protein FAR1-RELATED SEQUENCE 5-like. Gene Ontology annotation, biological process: regulation of DNA-templated transcription. The coding region runs from base 235 to 2316 and encodes 693 amino acids. The record is from RefSeq and is a predicted model, not a curated record. Gene Ontology annotation, molecular function: zinc ion binding. The transcript is spliced from 6 exons. Lineage: Eukaryota; Viridiplantae; Streptophyta; Magnoliopsida; Asparagales; Asparagaceae.